This is a messenger RNA of Ceutorhynchus assimilis (cabbage seed weevil), 1802 nucleotides long. The record is from the annotation of a GenBank genome assembly. NCBI's taxonomy places the organism in Eukaryota, Metazoa, Arthropoda, Insecta, Coleoptera, Curculionidae.
AAGUAUCUUUAACAUAUAAAUGGAAAAUAUUUGAAAAAUGAACGCAAACGCCAGUAAAUGAAAUAAUAGUGUGAAAGGUGGAAGUGAAAAUGAAGCCGAUAUUAUUUAUAUCAUUUUUCUAUUUUGCCGCUUAUACGCUGGCUGAUGUUUUGGUAACAACGCCCAAAGGAACUGUGAGAGGAAGAGAGCUUAUUAGCCCUUCAAAUAGAACCUUCUAUGGCUUUACUGGUAUUCCUUUUGCUAAGCCUCCUUUAGGAGCCCUUCGAUUUCAGGCUCCAGAAGAAGCAGAACCAUGGGAAGGAAUAGUCAAUGCUACUCAAGACCCCAAUAAAUGCUUCCAAGUAAAUAGUGAUUCCGAAACUGAAAAUGAAGAUUGUCUUUAUAUUAAUGUAUUCACACCGGCACUUGAUUUGGCAAAGAGUACCAAAAAGCUUCCAGUUGUAUUAAGCAUUUAUGGUGGUGCUUUUAGAAGUGGGUCUGCUGGCUAUAGAAGAGGAGGACCCGACUUUUUUGUUCAAAGGGACAUCAUUAGCGUUAGCUUCAACUACAGGAUAGGACCUUUUGGUUUCUUAUCCACAGGAGAUUUAGUCAUUCCUGGAAACGCUGGACUCAAAGAUCAACAAUUAGCCCUUCAGUGGACCUAUGAGAAUAUUGAACUUUUUGGUGGCAACAAAAGCCACAUCACUUUGCAAGGACAAAGUGCUGGUGGAGCAUCUGUGACUUAUCAACUGCUAAAUCCAAAGUCAGAAGGUGUGAUAAAAUCAGCUUUGGUUGAAAGUGGUUCAGCACUCUGCCCAUGGGCUUGGGCUAAAGACAAUCUUCCAUACACUAAAAGACUAGCCACAGUUGUCAACAAUAACACUAAACUUACUAAUACCAGCACAUCAUUUCUUUUGGACUUUCUUCAAAGUGUACCUGCGAGAGAAGUUGAUGCAGCUUCUGCAACUUUGUUUUCUUCUGCAAUUCCAUUACCAACUCUUGAACCAGAACAUGAAGGAGCUUUCAUUACAAAGCCCAUGUAUGAAUUAUUAGAAGCGGGAAAUAUUGUUAAAGUUCCUCUAUUUAUUGGUAUUAAUUCUGAGGAACAUAUUAAUAUGGCAGCAGAUAUUGCUCAUUUACAACGUAUAGCUGCAAAUUAUGACAAAAAUCCUUUAGCUCUAGUACCAUUCCAAUUCAACACCAAUACUAAAGAAACCAGAACAAUGGUAGCAAAUUUAUUAAAGGAAGCCUAUGUUGGCAAUAGCACCUUUUCUGAAAAAUUGGGAUCAGUUGUUCAAUAUUAUAGUGAUUCAGCUUUUACAAAAUCAGUGAUUCGAUUUGGAGAACUUUAUGCAAGACAUAGCUCAGAAGUGUAUUUUUAUCAGUUCUCGUAUAAAGGGAGUAUGGGGAUUUAUAAUUACUCCAUUGAUGGGGCCGACAAUGUUGCUCAUGGAGAAGAAACCCAUUAUAUAUCAGUAACCAAAGCUGGUUCAUUUGAUAACACAAAACCUGAAAGAUUUCCAGCUGACGAUGUGUUAACUCAAAGUCGACUUAUUGAGCUUUGGACAAACUUUUACAAAUAUGGAAAUCCAACUCUAGAAUCACAAGAAGUAAUCUCCAACAUAACAUGGCCUGCUGUUGCAGAUGAUAAUUUUCUCUACUUGAACAUAAAUAAUUCUCUAGAAUUGAGAGAUACUCCCAAAUCCCCAAAAUUUAAUGUUUGGAGGGAUAUAUUUGAAAAUUACGCUUCAAGACCUUAUAUUGUAUUUUGAUGUACCUAUACGAUUGUAAAUUUUAUUGAAUUAAAGUGAAAUUGAAGAACA